Molecule: messenger RNA, 803 nt
Organism: Triticum urartu
Lineage: Eukaryota; Viridiplantae; Streptophyta; Magnoliopsida; Poales; Poaceae
Source: RefSeq, a predicted model, not a curated record
AAAGUCCGGUAGGUCGCGGCAGCGCUCUCAACUCCAUCGCCUUCCUCCGAUUCCGGCGAUCCAGACCGAAUCCGGCCGAUUCGAGGCGGACUGGGGGUUCGGGGCGGGGAAGAGGGGAGGAGGGGGAGAUGGACCAGGUGCUGAACAAGGUGGGGAGCUACUGGUUCAGCAAGAGGGCCAGCAAGGAGAUCGACUCCAUCGGCGACGACCUCAACUCGGUCUCUUCCAGUAUUGGCGGGGGAGCUAAAUGGAUGGUGAACAAGAUCAAAGGGAAGCUGCAGAAAGCAUUACCAGAUCUUCUCAAAGAAUAUGACAUGCCAGCAGGCCUCUUCCCACGGGACACAACUAAUUACGAGUUCAAUGAAGAGACAAAGAAGCUGACAGUGUACAUCCCGUCAGCUUGUGACGUCGGGUACAAGGACUCAUCGGUGGUGCGGUUCUUCACCUGUGUGACCGGCUACCUCGAGAAGGGAAAGCUUUCUGACAUCGAGGGCAUGAAGACCAAGGUGCUUGUAUGGACCAAGGUGACCUCCAUCAAGACCGAGGGCUCAAAGGUCCAUUUCACUGCCGGCAUGAAGAAGACCCGCAGCCGCGAUGCGUAUGAGGUUGUCAGAGAUGGCAUCAUCAUAGACAAGUUCUAGAGCAUACCUGUACCUGGGCUGGCAGGUGCAAUGUAAUUACUUAGAUAUGCUACAUUGGAAUCUGUUGUGCUAUCGGAUCGGCCUAUUAACCAACUGUGUUGCUCAAAUCUCCCAUCCAUGACUUUCUCUAUAUCUUGGCAAUGUGUGCUUGUUUUGCUGUCA